Messenger RNA from Miscanthus lutarioriparius, 3174 nucleotides. The record is from the annotation of a GenBank genome assembly. NCBI's taxonomy places the organism in Eukaryota, Viridiplantae, Streptophyta, Magnoliopsida, Poales, Poaceae.
AUGGCAAUGCGAUCACUGAGCUUGCUGCUGCUGUUGUUAUGCACCUCCAUGUCCAUCUCAAUGCUCGCCGCCGCAUCAGCAAACGAAGAGCUGGCCGCGCUUCUGGCCUUCAAGGCGGCGGCGAUCAGCGGCGGGUACGUUGACCCGCUUGCUUCAUGGAACGAGACCAGCGCCGGUGGCAGUGGGUACUGCAGCUGGGAGGGGGUGAGAUGCUGGGGCAAGAACCGGCAAGUGGUGGAGCUGAGCCUGCCCUCACGUGGGCUCAUAGGCGUCCUCUCGCCGGCCAUCGGUAAUCUGUCAUCCCUCUGGACUCUCAACUUGAGCAACAACGGGUUCCGCGAUGGCAUCCCCGCGAGCCUCGGCCGCCUGCAACACCUCCAUAACCUUGACCUAAGCCACAAUGCCUUCUCUGGUAAGCUCCCCACCAACCUGAGCUCCUGCACCAGUCUGGUGUCCAUGGACCUAAGCUCCAACCAGCUCCAUGGGCGUGUGCCACCCGAGCUUGGUGACAACCUCAAGAGCCUCAGGGGUCUCGAUCUCUUCAGCAACAACUUCACCGGCACCAUCCCGGCAUCACUGGCCAACCUGUCGUCUCUGACUAUCCUGGACCUUGGAUUAAACCAGCUGGAGGGCAGCAUCACGCCCGAUCUAGGCGGCAUCCAGGGUCUCCAAUGGCUCUCGCUAGACUACAACAAAUUAUCUGGUGAUCUCCCACGCUCCCUAUUAAACUUGUCUUCCUUGAGAACGCUGCAAGUCCAAGGAAACAUGCUCCAUGGGGGCAUUCCGUCCGACAUCGGUAGCAAGUUCCCCAACAUAAAGAUCCUCAGCUUUGGUAAGAACCAGCUAACGGGAUCCAUCCCUGCUUCACUCUCCAACCUCACCACUCUCCAAGUUGUCGAUCUUAUCACAAAUAGGCUUAGUGGGCAUGUGCCCCGGGCACUGGGGAGGUUGUGGGCUUUGGAAGCACUAAGCUUGCACGAUAACAUGCUAGAAGCAAAUGACACGGAGGGAUGGGAAUUCAUGGCUUCGUUGUCAAACUGCAGCCAGCUCCAAAGCUUCACUAUCAGCUCCAACAUCGGUCUUACUGGGCAGCUGCCAGCCUCAAUUGUGAAUCUCUCAACGACCAUGCAAGGCCUCAUGUUGGCUGACACAGGGAUCGUAGGAAGCAUUCCCUCAGAAAUUGGCAAUCUUUUUAACCUCCAGUUCUUCAGCGUGUCAAAUACUUCCAUAUCUGGAGCAGUCCCGGCUAGCAUUGGCAAGCUGGUAAACAUGGUUGAAUUAGGCUUGUACAAUACUAAUUUGUCAGGGCUUAUACCUUCAUCUAUUGGAAAUCUCUCAGAGUUGGCUUUACUUGUUGCAUUCAAUAGCAAUCUGGAGGGACCAAUUCCCAAAAGCAUAGGGAGGCUAAAGAACCUGUAUGGCCUUGAUAUGUCAAGGAACCGCCUAAAUGGUUCAAUUCCCAUAGAGAUUUUCCAACUACCACUCCUUUCUAGACAGUUAGGCUUAUCACACAAUUCAUUAUCUGGUACCCUACCUUCUGAGGUUGGUAGCUUGAGGAACCUUAACAUCCUGGCGCUAUCAGGAAAUCAACUGUCUGGUGAGAUACCUGAUAGCAUUGGGGACUGCACCGUGUUGCAGGAACUUGGGCUGGAUGACAACUUAUUUGAAGGAACAAUACCUCAAUCUCUGAGCAAUAUGAAGGGCCUGACUGGACUCAACUUGUCCAUGAAUAAGUUGUCUGGUAUCAUUCCUGAAGGCAUUGGUAGCAUGCGUGAUCUUCAACAGCUGUAUCUAGCACACAACAAUUUGUCAGGGACAAUCCCAACAAUAUUGCAAAACUUGACAUUGUCAGAAUUAGAUCUAUCCUUCAACAAUCUGCAAGGGGAAGUGCCAAAAGAGGGGAUAUUCAAAAUUUUGGCUAACUUGUCAAUCACUGGAAAUAAUGAUCUUUGUGGUGGGAUACCUGAGCUUCAUUUACCUCCAUGCCGCACAAAUGUGGUGAAAAGUAACAGAAAAGAGAAGUUGAAGUCUCUUACAAUAGCCCUAGCAACAACCGGCGCACUCUUGUUCUUAGCUUUUGCUAUUGCUACUCAAUUGAUCUGUAAGAAGCUUAGACGACGGCAGAUGAGCCCAUCCCAACCACCAAAAAUUGAGGAACACUAUGAAAGAGUUUCUUACCAUACACUAGAAAAUGGAACCAAUGGAUUUUCAGAAGCUAAUUUGCUUGGUAAAGGAAGCUUUGGGGAGGUAUAUAAAUGCACUUUUCAAGAUGAAGCAACUACUAUUGCAGCUGUGAAGGUUUUUCGCCUUGAGCAGACUAGAUCUAUAAAAAGUUUUGUGGCUGAAUGUGAAGCACUAAGAAGGGUGCGUCAUCGUUGUCUCAUAAAGAUCAUCACAUGCUGCUCAAGCAUCAAUCACCAAGGUCAAGAGUUCAAAGCACUUGUUUUUGAGUUCAUGCCCAAUGGUAGCUUAAAUGAUUGGCUUCAUUCAAAAUCUGCCAUGCCCACUUUGAGAAAUAGUCUAAGCCUGGAGCAAAGGCUAAACAUUGCUGUCGAUAUCAUUGAUGCCUUGGACUACCUUCAUAAUCACUGUCAGCCACCAAUCGUCCAUUGUGAUCUGAAGCCAAGCAACAUUCUUCUUGCAGAAGACAUGAGUGCCCGAGUUGGAGACUUUGGCAUAUCAAGAAUACUUCCAGAAAGUGCAAGUGAAGCUCUACAGAAUUCAAAUAGCACAAUUGGAAUAAGAGGCUCGAUUGGUUAUGUUGCCCCAGAGUAUGGUGAAGGUUCUUCUGUCUCAACUAUCGGUGAUGUUUAUAGCCUUGGGAUAUUGCUGCUUGAGAUGUUUACGGGAAGGAGCCCAACAGAUGAUAUGUUUAGUGGUUCCUUAGAUCUACACAGGUUUUCAGGGGAUGCUCUCCCAGAGAGAAUAUGGGAGUUAGCCGAUACAACGAUGUGGCUGCACACAGGUGCAUUUAACAGCACCACAAGAUGUAGAAUUGAGAAGUGCUUGACUUCUGUAAUUGCUCUUGGAAUAUCAUGCUCAAAGAAACAGCCUAGGGAACGAACACUCAUACAUGAUGCAGCCACUGAAAUGCAUGCUAUCAGAGAUUCAUACCUCCAUGUUAGCAGAUCGCCUAUGGUGGAAUGUGGAGUGGACAACUCUGCAGUGACUUGA